AUGGCCAGUGGAUGGACCAACGGAACAGGUCCCAGGAGCAGAACGGAGGGGGGGUUCGGCCCUGGGGGGAGCCGCGCAGGCGGGGGGAGCAGAGCCGGGGGGAGCAGGGCGGGGGGGAGGAGUGGGUGUGGGGAUGGGGCAGGGUCGACGGCUACGGGAGGGGCAGUGGCGGAAUGGGAGAAUUCCAGUGAGGCGCAGGAGUGCCGGGAGUUUGUGCUGCAGUGCCUGCUAGACAUGGUCGAUGCUGUUGCUCUCAAGUGCCAGAUAAGGAAACGGCCGGGUGCGAGCUAUGCUGCUGGCUACGGUGGGUAUGGGGGGGAUGCGGGGUAUGGGGGGUAUGGGGGGGGUUAUGGUGGGGGGUAUGGGGAUGCUGUGGCUGCGCCUACCCCCACGGGACAAGUGUCAUUUAUCAAGUCGUUUGGGGGCGACGAGGAGUUUGCUGCCCUUCUCGCUGGCUCUGCUGGGGGCGGAAUCAUGGGUCUCUCUGGCUCUGCUAAUGCUGGGGUUAUGGGUCAUUCCCCCACCGGCAACAGGCGGUUGCAGUGGGGAAUGGGGGGGGACGUUCAAGGGGGGAUUGGAGAGGGCCGGACGGGGAAUGCGCCCGUCCGGGCAGAAAAAAAAGCAUCGCAGGCAGAGGAGUUUCGUGAGCGCCUGCCCGAUUCCUGUCGUGCCUCCGCCAUCCAAGGCCCGUCCGCCAGUCCCCCUAAGCUUCGGCAAUUAGAUGGAGUGUUGGUGUCUUCCUCGGCUGGAGGUCCGGGGCUCUUGGUUCUCCUCAUAGCUACCGAGGCGGCUCGGUUGCCGAACCUAGCCACGGACGACCUCUGGCUGCUGGCAGACCGGUCCGAGGAGCUUAGGCUCGGCGAGGCUUCGCUCCCCGGGGAUGAAGAUGAGCAAGAGGAGGAGAGAGAGGAGGGAGAGGAGGAGGAUGAGGAGGAGGAAGGGGGGAGGGAGGGGAGGUGGGGAGUUGGGGAGGAGGAAUUGCAAGAGACGAAGUUACUGUGUGCGAAGGUGAUCAUGCGUGUGUCUAUUGAGCCGCUGCUGAUGCAUGGGUUAGAGAGUGGGGAGAGUGAGGAGAGUGAGGAGAGUGGGGAGGAGAGAGGGAGUGCGGAUGACGGGAAGAGCAAAGCACCCGUGAAGGCCGGGGAAAGCGACGAAAUCGUCAAGGUGGGGGGAAUGGGGGCGCGCAGCUGGGCGAGUGAGGCAGAGCGGGCGGAGGAGGAGCGGAGGGAGAGAAAGGCGGAGAGGAGGAGGGAGAGGGCUGCGAGGAAAGAGGAGGCGGUGGCGAGGUGGGCGAGGGAGGUGGAGUAUCCCGAGGUGGAGGUGGGUUGGGCGCAGUGGAAGGCGAUUGGGAGUUUGCUGGAGGAGGAGAGGCGUGAGCACCGUGCGCUGGUGCCCAUGUGGGGCAAGGCCGUCCGAGGAAGCUUCAGGGCCAUUCUGCAGGACGGGAUUGGGGGUAUGGGGGAGGAGCUGAGGGAGAGGGCGGUGAAGAUCAGCCGGCAGCUGUGGGGAUGGAGUUUGCCCAGCUUUGCUUCGAUCCGUAUGCAGUGUGAGACUGAUGAGGAAGCACAUGAGAUCAUGCUCAGCGGUUCGGACAGCAUCGCGUCUGCACAGCCGCACAUCACUUCCCGCAACGCUGCCGAACCUCUUCCAGCAGGCUCGGACGUUCCCGAGCUGCGAUCGCAUGCCGAACCAGAGUCGGAGGCUCGGGCUCCAGCGCCGGCGUCUCCCCCGCAAGUAGAUAUGGUGAAUGAGUUACAGACGCAGCUACAGGCGGCCGUUACGCGCAACCACUCGCUAGAAUCCAAGAUUGACAGAGCGCUUCGGGACGCGCGGGAAUCGCGGAAGCUGAAGGAGGAAGCUGAGCUGGCAGCGGCGGAAGCGGAAAAACGCGCAACGGAGGAGAGGCGAGAGGCGAAAGCUGCCCGGGAGAGGGUAAAUUCCCUGGAAGAGAAGUUGCGGGCAGCUGAAGAAAUUUCCGGGCAGCUGAGAAGAGAAUUGGAGGUGGAGAAACAAGAGAGGGAGCUGCUUUCGUGGAAGCUUCAAGAAGCAGAGGAAAACGCGGCGGGACUGAGGGCGCAGGCGUUGCAAGCAGAUGGACAGGUGGAAUUAGCUAAAGCUGAGGUGGCAGACGUGGAAAAUAGGGCCAAUCACCUUGUGACACGUCUGCAAGCUGAGCUGGAGGAGAUGAGGCUGAGAUGUGCGGAUUUAGAGGUGGAGAUUGAGGGGGCUAGAGACAGGGUAUCCCUGGCGGAGUUUAGGCUAUCGGAGGAAGUUGCCCGGGCGGAAGCGCUGGUUGGUGAGGCGGAUGAGCUGACUGGGAGGAUGCGGGCAGCUGAAGAGCGGGCAGGAGAAGCAGAAGAAAGGGCUGCCCGGGCAGAGAAACGGGCAGAAGAAGCCUGGAGACUGAGGGAAGAGGCUGAAAGGGAAGUGGAGAGGCUACGAAAGAAGAGGGGCGAAGCUGCUGGGGGGAAGCUGGGACGCAGGACGAAACGCAUUUACAGGAUAAAGAGGGAUGCGAAAAGGAGUACAGCAAUUCCGAGCCUGGACCCCCCCAGGCCUGGCAGCCUCGUCUGGGCAUCUGCAGACUUGCCUGAGCUGCCAGUCCCAGCUGCAUCCUCAAUCUUCUCCUCUAGCACAGCAGCACUGUCCCCGCCGAAUGAGCAGUUGCUGCCAGCCUCCCCAGCCACAGGCUCGGCAGCAGGCAAAGAUCCCGAGCCUCCUGUGGCAGCCUUGGUGGACAUUGUGGACGAUGGUGCUGAGAGGAGGUCCGGCGAGACGUUCGGGCCGAACCACUGGCUCGGGGCGCAGAUCCCUUCGUAG
Messenger RNA from Closterium sp. Yama58-4, 2820 nucleotides. Lineage: Eukaryota; Viridiplantae; Streptophyta; Zygnematophyceae; Desmidiales; Closteriaceae. The record is from the annotation of a GenBank genome assembly.